This is a messenger RNA of Rhinichthys klamathensis goyatoka, 2344 nucleotides long. It is a transcript of the gene rasgrp2, whose product is annotated as RAS guanyl releasing protein 2 (calcium and DAG-regulated). The record is from RefSeq and is a predicted model, not a curated record. Gene Ontology annotation, biological process: positive regulation of GTPase activity; Ras protein signal transduction. The transcript has 17 exons. Gene Ontology annotation, cellular component: plasma membrane. The coding region runs from base 247 to 2025 and encodes 592 amino acids. Gene Ontology annotation, molecular function: guanyl-nucleotide exchange factor activity; calcium ion binding. NCBI's taxonomy places the organism in Eukaryota, Metazoa, Chordata, Actinopteri, Cypriniformes, Leuciscidae.
CAUACAGGCAGUUGUACUCCGAGUGAACCUCAGUGAGGCCAUCUGUGGUUUUCAGUACAUGGGUCGAGAGAGGCCAUCCUGAAACCCUGUGUUCAUUAGCACUUCUGUUUUCAAAUACCAUCAGUGAUCACUGUUGGACCUCUGAUGCCAGAUUCAACGGACUGAAAAAGAGAGGGAUCAAAGAGAGGAGUGGAAAAUUAAGUGGGGGGGAAGGAGGGGCUGUGGAGAACAGUGAAGUAGAAAGGAAUGGAGAGCGUUUCAUCGGAUCAGUCAGCCAGCGUGGAUGAGCUGGUGGAAGCCUGCAUCAAAGCCUUUGACAAUGAAGGCGUUCUGAAGGAGACGUUUCGUGUGCGAAUGUUUCUCACCAUGCAUCCCUGGUUCCUGUCAUCCAGUGACCUAGCCAAGAAACUCAUGCACAAGUCUCAGGAACAGGACUGUUCUGCAAAUCGCCAGUCUCAGAUUUGUCAUCUUGUCAAGUACUGGAUAUCUGAGUUCCCAGCUGAGUUUGACCUGAACCCCGCACUGGCUGAGCAGAUCCGAGGUCUGAAAGAGCGACUGGAGCAGAAUGGAGAUGUGAGGCGUAGUCUGCUCAUCGACAUAGACAGCAUCCCAUCAUACGAAUGGCGACGUCAACUAGAUGAGACUGUCCAGAAGAAACGCAAGACCUCACUUCUUUUUGACCACCUUGAUGCUUCCACCCUGGCUGAACACCUUACGUAUAUGGAGUACAAAUCGUUUUGCAAAAUUCUAUUCCAGGACUACCACAGUUUCGUGAUGCACGGCUGCACGGUGGAUAAUCCUAUUCUGGAGCGUUUUAUUACUCUAUUUAACAGUGUUUCCCAGUGGAUCCAGAUCAUGGUUCUCAGUAAGCCUACAGCUCAGCAGAGAGCCACUGUCAUCAGUGAAUUCAUCAAAGUGGCCCAGAAGUUACUGCAGCUGCAGAACUUUAACACACUGAUGGCUGUAGUGGGUGGACUCAGCAACAGCUCCAUUGCUAGACUCAAAGAUACCCAGGCGCUCAUCGGCAGCGAGACGAGCAAGGUGUUUGAUGGAUUGGUGGAGCUGGUCACUUCCUCUGGAAACUACAGUCGCUACCGUCAGCGAUUCUCUGAAUGUUCGGGAUUCCGCUUCCCCAUCCUCGGGGUGCAUUUGAAGGACCUGAUUGCUGUCCAUGUUGCCCUGCCUGAUUGGUUUGACCCAGAGAAGACUAGGGUCAACCUAACCAAGACCCAUCAAUUGUAUGCCAUCCUGGAAGAGCUGGCGCUCAUUCAGAGCACUCCACCCAAUAUAGAAGCCAAUUCAGACCUGCUGAAUCUGCUUAUAGUGUCUUUGGACCAGUACCACUCAGAGGACGAGAUAUAUCAGCUAUCUUUACAGAGAGAGCCUCGCAGUAUCAAACUAUCAACUUCCAGCUCAAAGUCACAGUCUCCCCUAAUAGAAGAGUGGGCAUCUUCAGUCAAACCCAAAGCAGAUCCAGCGAUUAUCAACAAGCACAUUGAAAAAAUGGUGGAGUCAGUGUUCCAAAAUUUUGACACGGAUGGCGAUGGCAACAUUUCCCAAGAAGAGUUUGAGAUCAUCAGGAGCAAUUUCCCUUACCUCGGCAAGUUUGAUGAACUGGACCAAAACCAGGACUUUAAAAUUAGCAGAGAGGAGAUGAUUGAGUACUUCACAAAGGCGAGCUCCUUACAGAACUGUAAGAUGGGUUUUGUUCACACUUUUACAGAGACGAGCAGCGUCAAGCCUUCAUUUUGUCGGCACUGCUCUCGCUUGAUAUGGGGAUUUUUCAAACAGCGAUGCAAAUGCAAAGUGUGUGGGGUGAGCUGUCAUAAAGACUGUUGUAGUCGUUUGGCCAUUGAGUGUCGCAAGCGGGUACAGAGCGUCAGUUGUCACAAUGACGUUUCCUUUAAGGCCACGCGCUCAUUCAGCUUUCCGCCUCCCACCAGCACAGAGCAGAUAGCAGAGUCCCCAGUCAUCACAGACGGCUCUCAGGAGGAACAGGAUGAGGUUUUUGAUGUCCACCUUUGAUGAGGAACAUCCUGGAGCAAAUCCAUAAGCAACCGCAGCAGCAGAGAGCGAGCAGCACUAUUCUCCAAAGCAGCGUGUGUUUGUUCAUGCGUUUGUUGUCCAAUGUGAUCCAUUCUCUUGAAUUCUCAUUCUGUGAUUUCUCAUGGGUUGUUACUCAGAAAAUAGUACAUGGUUUUCAAAUAAAUCAGAAAAAAGAACUACUGUUAAGUUGCAACAUUUUUGAAGAGGUCAUAUAUUUAAUUUUUUCCCCCUGCAGUUUCCUGAGCUUAUCAUGGAGGUAAAGGUUUUUUAGUAACACAAGACAUGCUGUGGCGUGAUU